UUGAAUUGACAUGAAUGAUGGAUGAGAAAUGGGGAUUGUAAUUUCAGAAUUCAGAUUUGAGAUUUGAGUUUGUGUUUUUAAAUUUUACUUUUUAUCGUAUGCGGUGAAUUGUGAUAAUUGGUUGUGAUUAUUGAAGUUUUAUAUGAAAGAAAAUACCAUUAAACGCUACAAUUACAUUCUUAUUUACAAUCACUGGUUAUAAUGUCACAUAUUAACGACUUCAUAGGUGUAGUGAGGGGUCUUCGUCAAGUUGUGGAGGCUAGUAUUAAAUUACAACAAGAGAGCACUAGACUAAUAUGGAAUAACUCGAGCUUUAAACCGCUUAUCCAAAAUUGUCCUUCUAACACCUUUACAAACAAGGCAUUACCUGAAACGCCUAAGGAUGUGCUUGAAAGAGCUAUGGUUGUGGUACAUGGUCUUAGGCAGUAUGCUCUAAUGCAUGUACCCAAUUUCAAUACCAAGGUGGAAAAACAGACAAUGGAUGCACAACUGCAAGAUGAGAUUGAACAGCUAAAUAAAGAAUUUGACAAAACAUUUGAAAGUUUAAAAAAGUCACAGGCACAAUCUAAUGCCUCUGUGUCCAUAUCUUCCAAUGAAAUUGUUGUGCCUUUGGAAAAGUUGAAAUUCCAAGCAGAGAGACUUAAAGUGAAUCCUAUUGUAACUCCUAAGGUAUUAGAACAUGUAUCAGAUCCAGUAGAAAAAGUAACAGCAAUUAAUAUUGAGCAGAGUAAAUCAUCACCAGCAGCUAAGCCAAUUGUAAAGAAGAAGUUAAAAGUAUCAUUGAGUGCAAGUUCCAAACCAAGAGUAGUCCCAUCAUCACGUAUUGGCAGAAUGAUUUCGUUUGGUUCAUUAGCCGCCGGCUUGGGAGUUGGAACAGUGGCACAGUAUGCCAGGAAUACCCUACAGUCUGUGACAGGGAAACCAGAUGAUACAAGCAAUGCAUUCCUUUCACCAGCCAAUGCUGAAAGGAUAGUAGACACACUUUGUAAAGUGAGAGGUGCUGCCCUGAAAUUGGGCCAACUCUUAAGCAUACAAGAUGACUCAAUGAUACCAUCGGACUUGCAGCGAAUAUUUGAGCGUGUGCGUCAGUCAGCUGACUUCAUGCCCACAUGGCAAGUGGAAAAAGUGAUGACCUCACAGCUCGGUCCUGAUUGGCGAAGCCGGGUACAAUAUUUUGAAGAAAAGCCAUUUGCUGCUGCAUCAAUAGGGCAAGUGCACUUAGCGGUGCUACACAGCGGGCAAGAAGUGGCUAUGAAAGUGCAGUAUCCGGGAGUUGCAAAGGGAAUUAAUAGUGACAUUGACAAUCUUGUUGGUGUUCUUAAGGUAUGGAAUGUAUUCCCGAAGGGCAUGUUUAUUGACAAUAUUGUAGAGGUUGCUAAAAAGGAAUUGGCUUGGGAAGUGGAUUACAUUCGAGAGGCGGAAUGUACUAGAAAGUUCAAGAAACUUCUAGCACCCUUCCCGGAGUAUUACGUUCCUGAAGUUAUUGACGACUUAUGCGCGCCUGAAGUGAUGACCACAGAGUUAAUAGAAGGCCAGCCCAUAGACAAGCUGUUCGAUGCUGAUGAAGAAACGAGAUACGACAUCGCUUAUAAAAUCAUGCAGCUUUGCUUGCGCGAAAUGUUUGUGUUGCGUUGCAUGCAGACGGAUCCCAAUUGGGCGAACUUCUUUUAUAACACUAAUACCAAACAGGUGGUUUUAUUGGACUUCGGAGCGACGCGUGAAUACUCGAAGGAGUUUAUGGAUCAAUACAUUGAGAUUAUAAACGCAGCAUCAGAAGGUGACCGUGACGCUAUACUGCACAUGUCGCGGGACAUGAAAAUCUUAACUGGCUAUGAGUCAAAGCUUAUGGAAGAAACUCACAUCGACACAGUGAUGAUAAUGGGGGAAGUGUUCACCAGAGAGGGCUCGCAGGGCUUCGACUUCGGCUCGCAGAGCACCACGAAGCGGAUACAAUCCCUCGUGCCGACGAUACUCACGCACAGACUUUGCCCGCCACCAGAAGAAAUAUAUUCGUUGCAUCGUAAACUCUCUGGCGUUUUCCUACUCUGUUCUAAAUUAAAAGUCAAAAUGAAUUGCCGGGAAAUGUUCCAAGAUAUAUACAGGCAAUAUAAAAGCGACGGCUUCCAUUGAUUGAUGAUAAAGUUUAGCACAAAAAUCGACGAAAUAGUCACUGGAAUAUGUUUGCUUUCACGGUGGAUUUUUGAAUCGAACAAAUCGAACAAAUAUAACAAAUAUAAUUUAGACAAGUUAUCGUAAAUGCGUGCUUAUUAAUUAUAGACAACUUACCAAUAGUUUUUUUUAGAAAGUUAAUAACUUAAAGAUUGAAGGUUUCUAGAAACAUUGUUUUUGAAACCUUGCGCUAUACUAGAUUAUAACAUAAUUACGCAUUUCUUUUACUAAUAAAUUUGUCUGGACGAUCCAGGUGUAAAAAAAUGAAAUUUGAAUUUAAUAUUAAUCAUGCUACCUCACAUAUUGUAUUUAUUUAUAUGUUCUUAUAGAGGGUUGUUUAUAAGUAUUAACAUUAUUAAUGAAAUACGAUACAAUUACAAAUAUUUUGUCAUUUUUCUAUGUAGAUUAUAGGCUAAAAGUAAAUGUGUUGUAGAUUAAUGUUGAAUUAUUAACAAAAUAAAAAUGUUGUGUGAA
Molecule: messenger RNA, 2643 nt
Organism: Zerene cesonia (dogface butterfly)
Lineage: Eukaryota; Metazoa; Arthropoda; Insecta; Lepidoptera; Pieridae
Gene: Coq8
Product: atypical kinase COQ8B, mitochondrial
Exons: 9
Coding region: 202-2130 (642 amino acids)
Biological process (GO): ubiquinone biosynthetic process
Cellular component (GO): extrinsic component of mitochondrial inner membrane
Molecular function (GO): kinase activity
Source: RefSeq, a predicted model, not a curated record